AUGAACCUUACCAUCACCGUCCCUCCAGGAACGGUCAACCACGGCGACCCUCGCCUGCUCUGCACUCCUCCGAUCUGGUCCGACUACAUCAUCUUCUACGCAACGAAUUACUUCGUCCACGCCCUCACCCUUCCCAGCCGGCCCGGCGAGUCCGUCCUGGAGACAUGCUUCACCGUCAUCACGGCCCUCUUCCUCCCCAGCACCGGGUCGCUGCGCGCCGCCCGCUGGCUGCUCUCCCACGCCGGGACCGUCAGGCGGGACGAACUCAGCCGGGCCAUGAGGGCGGGUGCGCUUUGCAUGGUCGUCGACGAGACGGAACGCUCCAAAGUCUCCUGGAUCGAGACGUCGUUGAGGAGAAUGAGAUUCAAUAGAGCAUCUCGAAGCUGGUAUGACCCCGACGCUUCCGCACCUCCCUGGUACAGGUCUCGCUUUCGAGGCGCCGGGAGGUGGGUUCACUCCUCCCGCACCAUCCACGGCACUUGUCUCUUACCCAAGGGCUUCAUCUUGGUCGAGGUGCCGGUGGGAACUCCGCUGAAGCCGUCCCCAGACUCCGGGGCCAACCACCUCGACCGCUCCAAUAUUCGACUAGGCAGUACUUACAACAUCCCCAAAGCCUUGUUCGCUCUCGGGCAGGCAAUAUGGGGUAUAACGACGGUCUACCGGACUCGGGGUGAUCAGCUUCAGAGAUACGGGUACGCAGCUUUUGGGGUAACCGUAGCCCCGUACGCCUUCAUGUCUCUCGUCAAUCUCGUCGCUCUCCUGCUCACUCCAGAGUAUAACUGUAUAUACCUGGUUCACACCCCGGACCUCGACAGAGCUAGGAGGCAGGGCGGCAGGUUCUCGGGUCUCGUGGCAAGCGUCGACUUGGACAAUAUCAAAGAGCCACUGAGGACGUUUUGGCCUUCCCAAGCGGCUCACACGGCAUAUUUCGCUCUGACGACAGUGCUGCUGUUGGUUCCACUCGUCAUCGUCGCAGGCCUGACCGGCUUCAAUCCGGGCCAGAGUACGAUAAACCAGCGAGUGUGGAUCUUGUGCUGGCUUGGAUUUGGUAUCUUAAUGGGCCCUCUCAUCCGGCUGAGCACCAUCUUCCCUUCUGAGAUCCACGGCGUUUACAAGAUCCGGGCAAACGAUGCGAUAGCGUAUGCUCUGGAGAAUGCGAGUUUCCUGGAACGCGUGAUAGACUGGUUGGUGACCAAGUACUUUUGGGUCAUCGAGACAUCGUUUUACUGGUAUGUGAUCAUCGGAGCUGGCAUUCUAUUCACUCCAGCUAUUGGUGGCAUGGUUGUGGUUGGGCAGAUGUUGGAGGAAUUCGGCUUUUGUAGACGUCUGGACCGCUGA
Messenger RNA from Colletotrichum karsti, 1338 nucleotides. RefSeq lists its product as uncharacterized. Lineage: Eukaryota; Fungi; Ascomycota; Sordariomycetes; Glomerellales; Glomerellaceae. The coding region runs from base 1 to 1338 and encodes 445 amino acids. The transcript is spliced from 2 exons. The record is from RefSeq and is a predicted model, not a curated record.